AUGCGCGUCGGUUUCUUUGCUCUCCUUUUUGCCGCGUCUACUCCCUUGGCGUCCGCCGCUCCGUCUCCUGCACCUACCUACCACACGCGCGGAAUGGGUAGACUGGAACAGCACGUUCAGUAUACCCAAAAAGCACUCCAUCACGACACUCAAGAACCAAAGUCCUACGAUAAAGCCUCUACAGACCCAAAAAGCGCUGAGAAGCACCUCAACGCUGCCCAUUACCAUUCGUUAAUCGCGAGUUCGCAUAGGUCAACUGCCAGUAGACACUUGAAGGAGGCUAUGAAGCAUGCUGGGGACAAUCCCCAUGCGCGAUGGAUCGAAGGGCCGAGCCGUCAUCGUCGAAGCAUAGACGAUUUGGACUAG
Molecule: messenger RNA, 366 nt
Organism: Serendipita indica DSM 11827
Lineage: Eukaryota; Fungi; Basidiomycota; Agaricomycetes; Sebacinales; Serendipitaceae
Source: the annotation of a GenBank genome assembly